Chiloscyllium plagiosum (whitespotted bambooshark) is the source of this 1938-nucleotide messenger RNA. Its product is annotated as zinc-binding protein A33-like. Gene Ontology annotation, molecular function: protein binding; zinc ion binding. Lineage: Eukaryota; Metazoa; Chordata; Chondrichthyes; Orectolobiformes; Hemiscylliidae. The record is from RefSeq and is a predicted model, not a curated record.
ACCGUAUCGCUGGAGUAUCGAAGCUGAAAGUGGUUUGAAUCAGGAAGUGCUGAGAGUGAACAUGGCUUCCAGACAGCAGCUCCUGAGUUUCACCGAAGAGACAAUUUGUCCCAUUUGUCUGGAUUUCUUCACCGAUCCGGUUAUCCUGGAUUGUGGACACAACUUCUGUCGCUCCUGUAUCACCCAGAGUUGGGAAAAGAAGGAGAUAAACUCCUGCCCGGAAUGUAGAGAGGGGUUUCAAGGAAGAAACCUCAGGGUAAAUCGGGCCUUAGCGAAUCUAGCCGAGAAAGCUCGAAAUUUAAAGCUGGAUCCGAAAGAUGAGAAAAGUAAACGUCACUGUGAGGAUCAUCAGGAAGAACUGAAGCUGUUUUGUGAAACUGACAAGAAAUUGAUCUGUCUGAUUUGUCGAGAUUCGCGGGAACACAGAGAGCACCGCUUCACCCCGGUUAAAGAAGCUGUUGAACAUUAUAGGGAUCAGCUGAAAUCUUCCUUAGAUUCUCUCACAGAGAAGAAAUCGGCGGUUCUACAAACGGAACUGACUCAGAAACGGAAGAUUUCCGAAGUGAGGGAACAGGCGAGCAGUCUGCAGACCCACAUCACAUCCGAGUUCACUAAAAUGCACCAGAUUCUCACUGAGAAAGAGCAGCGUUUACUCAGAGAUCUCAGGGAAGAAGAGGAGAGGAUUGUAGAACGAAUGACGAAAAAUCUUGGAGAAAUUCAGGAGAAUUUAAAUUCUGUUGAAGAGAAUCUCUUAAAGUUGCAGAGACAUAUGGAGGAAAAAGAUGAGCAGACAUUUCUGAAGGAGGAAGCUUGUUGGGAUACAAGGAUUAAUGAGGAAAAUCAGGCACUUUCAAUAGCUGUUGGACCACUGUCAAUUGGACUGUUCAAUGGCCCUUUACAAUAUACAGCGUUGAGAGAAAUGUUUGACAACAUUGACCCUGUUCCAGCCUGUCUGACUCUGGAUCCAAACACAGCACAUCCCCGGCUCAUCCUGUCUGAGGACCGGACCAGUGUGAGACUUGGAGACAAACGGCAGCCGCUCCCUGACUCUUUGGAGAGGUUUGAUCCCUGGCCCUGUGUCCUGGGAUCAGAGGGAUUCACAUCAGGGAGACAUUACUGGGAGGUGCAGGUAGAAAAGAAGACUCAAUGGACUGUGGGAGUAGCUCGAGAGUCAAUGGACAGGAAAGGGAGUAUCGGACUGCAGCCUGAAUCUACGUACUGGAUUGUCGGGCUACUUCCUUCAAGUGAAUAUUUUGCCCUCAGCUCCAACUCGCUGCAACCUCUAUCACUGUGCAUCAAACCCCAAAUUAUAGGUGUUUUCCUGGACUAUGAGGGUGGACAGGUGUCAUUUUACAAUGCGGACACUAUGUCCCAUCUCCACACUUUCAGCUACCCUUUCACUGAGAGGGUCUUUCCCUUCUUCUGUCCAGGACUGGAUGAUGACGGAAAAAAUAUUGCACCACUGGCCAUUUGUGGGAUUAAAGGAGACUGACAGAGCCAUUCCAUAAUUUCACCCCAUCCCCCUGCCUCCUGCCAGCUGUAAUCUGAUGGGGUUUGGUCUCAGUCACAGGUGGAGAGAGAAGCCAGGUUAACAUUCUGGGAUUAAACCCUGUAUCAGAACUGGGAACUGAAAGAUCAGCAAGGAGCUGUGUAGGGCUGGGAGAAAGAAGGAGGGGGGAGAGAAGAAACAAAGAGAAGCUCAAUUGGAGAGAGGGACUUACUUGGUAGAAUGAGCUGUGAGCUGCAGGAACCUGGGGACCUUCCUGCCUAUAAUGUUGCUCCACAGGCGGGAGGUGGUGCUACAUGAUAGUGUUUGAUCUGAAUCAGAUUGGACUCAGUGGAGUCUUUCCAGGAGGCACACUACAUCAUUUCACUGGAGAGUCAAAGGAGUAUUUCCAGGGUGCUGUAUGACACAGUUCCCUCUUUUUUUAAUAUAAA